AUGAACUACCCUAAGAAGCCCAAGAGUCCUGGUCCUGUAGGCCACAGACCUAGCUCAAGGGGGGGGCCCUCAGCCUCCACAUCAGGCCCAUCAGAGAAGUACAAGGACUAUGCUGCCAUUGUAAUAGACACGGGCACUGGUUACACAAAGAGUGGCCUUGCUGGGGAUGAGAAGCCAAGAUCCAUUGUGCCAAGUGUUGUGGGGGUGCCCAGGUACAGGACAAAGGAAAGCCCAUUGUAUUAUAUUGGGAAGAGCAUCCCACAACGGCGAGCAGAGGUGAGUACACAUGUGGUAAUGACCCAUGGUGUAGUGACAGACUGGGAUGCCCUAGAGAUGCUGUGGCAUCAUGUCUUCUACACAGAACUCAGUGUGUGUCCUGAAGAGCUGGCUGUGCUGGUCACAGAUGCUCCCAUGUCCCCAACUACUAAUCGUGAGAAAAUGGCUGAGCUGCUCUUUGAGAACUUUGAAGUGCCAGCUAUGUUCGUGGCCCACCAGUCUCUUUUGUCAGUGUAUUCCUAUGGGCGCACUGGUGGGCUGGUGAUUGGCUCUGGCUAUGGAACGUCCUACACUGCUCCUGUUCAUGAUGGAUACAUCUUACCUCAUGCCACGUACCGACUGGACAUAGCAGGCCAUGCCCUGACAGAAUACCUAGCCAAGCUGAUGGGAGAAUCUGGGAACCCUUUUCAUAAGGAGGAAAUGGAGGUGGUAUGCCAGAUCAAGGAGAAGUACUGCUAUAUCCCUGAGGAAUACGAGUCUGAACUGAAUGCAGAUGAGAAGAAAUACCUCGUGGACUACACCCUUCCUGACAGGCAGGUUAUCUCCAUUGGCAAUGAACGCUUCCGCUGCCCAGAGGUCCUCUUCAAUCCUACCAUGCUGGGCUUCCCAGAGGUGGGGCUUCACGUCCAAGCCAUAAACAGCAUCAAGAAAUGUAAGCCAGAGCUACAAGCAGCGCUGCUUUCUAAUGUGCUGCUGGCUGGUGGUACCACCAUGCUCCGUGGAUUCUCUGAGAGAAUUAAAAAGGAGCUGCACAAAAUGGAGCCAGCGAGCAAGGAGGGUAUCUUGGCUUCCCCCAACCGCAUCUUCUCUGCCUGGUUGGGGGGCUCCAUUGUGGCCUCACUCAACUCUUUCCAGAAUAUGUGGAUCAACCGGCAGGCCUACAAUGAGAAGGGUCCUUUCAUCGUCCACCGGCACUGCUUCUGA
Messenger RNA from Rhineura floridana, 1200 nucleotides. Its product is annotated as actin-3-like. The coding region runs from base 1 to 1200 and encodes 399 amino acids. NCBI's taxonomy places the organism in Eukaryota, Metazoa, Chordata, Lepidosauria, Squamata, Rhineuridae. The record is from RefSeq and is a predicted model, not a curated record. The transcript has a single exon.